This is a messenger RNA of Saccharomycodes ludwigii, 2640 nucleotides long. RefSeq names its product chromatin-silencing transcriptional regulator TUP1 (gene TUP1). The transcript has a single exon. Gene Ontology annotation, molecular function: protein binding. Bases 1 to 2640 code for a protein of 879 amino acids. The record is from RefSeq and is a predicted model, not a curated record. Lineage: Eukaryota; Fungi; Ascomycota; Saccharomycetes; Saccharomycodales; Saccharomycodaceae.
AUGUCACCGUUAAAUAAUGGUACUAUAAGUACCCCCAAUUUAACAAAUAAUAAUAACAAUAACAUCGGUACCCCAAACAUUAAUGGUUCGACGUUGGUUUCCUCUUCCAACAAUAACACCACUGCAACAGCUGGUUUAGCUGUUGCUGCUAAUAAUGUUACUGCCGUUAAUAUGAAAAAAAUUAAUGAUUUAUUGGAAAGUAUUAGACAAGAGUUUGCUAAUGUUUCUCAAGAAGCUAAUUCCUAUAGAUUGCAAAAUCAAAAAGACUACGAUUUUAAAGUCAAUCAACAAUUAGCAGAAAUGCAACAAAUUAGAAACACCGUUUAUGAAUUAGAACUAACUCAUAGAAAAAUGAAAGACGCAUAUGAGGAAGAAAUUAAUAGGUUGAAAUUAGAAAUAGAUCAGAAAGAUCGUCAAAUUGCUACUUUAAGUCAAGGCCAACAACAAUUACAAUUCCAACAACAACAGUUGCAGUUACAACAACAACAGCAACAACAGCAAGCUCAACAACAACAACAACUGCAACUACAACAACAACACCAACAACAACAACAGUUACAAUUGCAGCAACAACAACACUUGCAACAGCAACAACAACAACAGCAACAACAACACCAACAUCAACAACUACAGCAACAACAUCACCACCAACCACCACAACAGAUUAAUAACAAUAUGUCUCCGCCAACCACAAAUAUUUCUACACCAGGUACUUCUACUAUUUUACCGCAAAUCCAGGCUCCUAAUAUUCAAUCUCAACAAAAUAUCACUCAAGCACCGCCUCAAAUUCAACCUUUAAACUCUACUGUUAAUAACAAUAAUAGUAAUAAUAAUGGUACCACAAUUCCUCCUAUACAACAACAAGCUAAUGGUAAUCCAGCUGCUCCGACUAUUCCUUCUAUUUCUAACACCAACAAGAAUUUAUCACCUGUUACUACCACACCAGCUGCAAAUACCACACCUGACGUAUCUCAAAUCACUAAUGUUAAUACAAAUACGGUAUCAACAGCUAAGCCCGAGAUUAAACCUUUGGAUAACACGCCUAGUGCUAGUCCUGCCGUUGCUACCGAUACUGCUAUCGCUACUGCUAGGCCAGAUCAAGGUAGUGUUUCAGAAAAGCAUCUUACUACUACUACUACCUCUGUUGUACCAAACAACAGCGCUGCCGCUAAUGCCAAGUCAGCUGAAACUGGCAAUAUUGUAGAUACUGUUACUACAAAGACAGAUACUAGCGCCAACACCCCUUCUUCUCCUGCCGGCGCAGUAACCGGUGCAACUGCUGCUUUGAAGGAACAUUAUGUUGUUCCUGCAAACCAGCGUGCCACUCAUUCAAAGCCAAUCCCUCCCUUUUUAUUAGAUUUGGAUUCUCAACUGGUUCCAGCUAAUUUGAAAAAGCAGACUAAUGAUUAUUACAUUUUGUACAACCCUGCUUUGCCUCGUGAAAUUGAUGUCGAAUUGCACAAGAGUUUGAAUCAUUCUUCAGUUGUUUGUUGUGUCAAGUUUAGUAACGAUGGCAAAUAUUUAGCCACUGGUUGUAAUAAGACCACACAAGUUUAUGAUGUGUUGUCUGGCGAUCUGGUUGCCAGAUUGUACUCAGAUAACAGUGGAACCAACAGUUCAAAUAAUGAUGAACAUAAGCCUAAUAGCGUUACAGGGUCAGGUGCUGGUGAAUCUAGUGGUGCCGAGGAGAAUAAGAAUAUUGAGAGCACCAAGGAUAAUAAUGAUGAUUCUUCGAAGAAUGCUACUUCUUUAUCAUCUUCAGAUUUAUAUAUCCGUUCUGUUUGUUUCAGUCCUGAUGGCAAGUUUUUAGCCACUGGUGCUGAGGACAAAUUAAUUCGUAUUUGGGAUUUAACCACGAAAAAAAUUGUCAUGAUUUUGAGAGGCCACGAACAGGAUAUAUAUUCCUUGGAUUAUUUCCCCAGUGGGGAUAAAUUGGUUAGUGGUUCUGGUGAUCGCACAGUUAGAAUAUGGGAUUUGAGGACAGGCCAAUGUUCUUUGAUACUUUCCAUCGAAGAUGGAGUUACGACAGUUGCUGUAUCCCCAGGUGAUGGUAAAUAUGUGGCUGCUGGUUCGUUAGAUCGGACUGUCAGAGUUUGGGAUAGUAGCACUGGGUUCCUGGUAGAAAGACUAGACUCGUUAAACGAAUUGGGUACCGGUCAUAAAGAUAGUGUUUACUCUGUUGUUUUCACUAGAGAUGGUAAAUCCGUUGUUUCUGGAUCUUUGGAUCGUAGUAUCAAGUUAUGGAACUUAAGAUCGGCUAAUAGCAAUACUAACAAUGCUUCUGAGGGUAAUAGUGGCAAAUCCAACAGUGCACAUUGUGAAGUCACUUAUACUGGUCAUAAAGAUUUUGUUCUAAGUGUUGCCACUACCCCUGGUGAUGAAUAUAUAUUGUCGGGUUCCAAAGAUCGUGGUGUUUUGUUCUGGGAUACUAAGUAUGGUAAUCCAUUGUUGAUGUUGCAAGGUCAUAAGAACUCUGUUAUUUCUGUUGCUGUUGCUAACGGGCAUCCAUUGGGUCCAGAAUACGAUGGUGUUUUCGCUACCGGUAGUGGAGAUUGUAAAGCUAGAAUUUGGAAAUAUAAGAAAAUUAAAAAUUCCCCUAAUACUAAUAAUAAUGUAUCCAAAAUUAAAGAAAUAGAAUGA